Messenger RNA from Nematolebias whitei (Rio pearlfish), 2174 nucleotides. It is a transcript of the gene znf16l, whose product is annotated as zinc finger protein 16 like. The transcript is spliced from 3 exons. NCBI's taxonomy places the organism in Eukaryota, Metazoa, Chordata, Actinopteri, Cyprinodontiformes, Rivulidae. Gene Ontology annotation, molecular function: DNA-binding transcription factor activity; RNA polymerase II cis-regulatory region sequence-specific DNA binding. The coding region runs from base 77 to 1633 and encodes 518 amino acids. Gene Ontology annotation, biological process: regulation of transcription by RNA polymerase II. The record is from RefSeq and is a predicted model, not a curated record.
AGACAAAGCUAGCUCUCAGAAUAGUAGUUAGCUUAGCUGUACGGUUUUAAUCGAGGUCUGCUCCUGAAGAUAAUCUAUGAGUCGCAGAAGGAACCGAGAUCUGGCUGAAGCUGGACCGUGUCUGGACCUCCACAGAACCUUCAUGGAGUCUCCCGGACCGGUGGGCCAGGUUGACGGCGAUUUCCUGGAGCUGGAAGCCGACGAGGAGCUCUUGUGUUCGGUCAGUGACAUCACCGAGCACCUGAGCAGAAACAUCACCGUGGUUCUGGACACAGCCCUGUCCAAGAUCCGGAAGAUGGUCAGCAUCCGGAUCCGAGUCCUGAAAGUGGAAUUGCGUGAGAAAACCGAGGAGAUUGAGGAGUUGAAAGCCCGGUUAGACAAAGUUCAGAGGGACGGCAGAGACCCGUUCCCCAGCCUAGAACCACCAGAACCGGGCCUCAGAAAACACGACCUUGGUUCUGGGUCCAAACCCAGCACCGAUCCUAGGAGACCCAAAGCUGUGGAUCCAGGCGUGAAGAAGGAGAACAUCGAUGCUAUUUGUGACUACUUGAUGAAAGAUAAGAACUCCAGAGGUUCUGCUGACAUGGACGGAGAACAGGUGUGUGAACCAGAACCACAUCCUUUGAACCUGUGGACGGACGGAUCCGGGCCUGGGGACGGAAACGCAGACGACCUGUUCAGUAUGAUCCCUUCUGGCAGCAAACGGGUCUACGACUACGAAUGGAUGAACUAUCCCUCUGAGCUGAAAGCCCAGGUCCUGAAGGAACCUGAAGCUGAAAACAAUCAGACCUGUAAGGCCAAGGAGGAUGGACAUGAAGACGAGCUGUCCACAGAGGACCAGGCCCAGGGGCUGCUGUCUCACAUUCAGUCCUCUGAGUUCUCCGUUGACCUGCACAACUCCCCAGGAGGGGGAGGGAGCCACCUGGAGACCGCUACGGACAAGCCUGAGGGGGGGCAGCCAUUUCCCAGCCACACCUACAUCUGCUCGCUGUGUGGAACCUUCUGUCCCGGCUCCAUGUUCCUGGAAGAACACAUCAAACUGAUACACCCCGACUCUGAUGAAACCCGAGCCUUCAAGGCCCUGCAGUGCACCUCUUCUGCUGCUCUCUCCAUGGUAGAUGGGACUGAUUCUGUGAGAGCUGUCGGCGAGGACGGACCAGGUUCUGGUGUCGGCGUGGGUCGACCUUUGAAAAAGGAGAUUAAAAUUGAGGGUGGGUAUGAAUGUGGGGACUGCGGCCGCCAUUUUAACUAUCUCGGCAACCUUCGGCAGCACCAGCGCAUUCACACCGGAGAGAAACCGUUUGUUUGUCCGGAGUGCGGGGAGAGAUUCCGCCACGCAGCCCGUUUGAAAAGCCACCGGUUGGUCCACAGUGGCGCUCAGAGUCCAUUUCCCUGUCCGCAGUGCGGUAAAGGCUUCUCGGUGCUGUCUGGACUCAAAAGACACCAAAGGGUGCACACCGGAGAGAGUCCGUAUGCGUGCCCUCAGUGCGGCCGCUGCUUCAAGGAGCUCGGGAAUCUGUACACCCACCAGAGGAUUCACAGUGGGGCCACACCUUACUGCUGUCAGCAUUGUGGACGCAGCUUCCGCCAUCUUGGAACGUAUAAGAGUCAUCGCUGCAUGCCGGCACAGUAACCUGCUGCUGAGGACUGAGACCAGAUUCUCUAGACUCUGUACCCUCGUUUGUGGGAAGAACUGGUCCUCCAGAAAAUACUUUGCCCAGCAGGUUCAUGGUUGACUGAAGAGUCCCAAUGUUCUGGAGCUCUUAAUGAAAACGUGUUAUAUGAGGGCGUCUGGCUAGCCUGCAGACUUCAAACCAGAUCAUGUUAAGAAGUAAUUGUGUCUCAUUUCAUUAUGUCCCCAUCAACAGCUGGACGUGACCACAACUGUUCACAGCAAACAUCAGGAUGUUGAGCUUGUUGUCACCAGAAGUCCAGCAUCAAACCCAGACUCUGAUGUUUUACUGCAUCACACCUCUAAAUGUCUUCAUUUGUGUUAGAACAUCUUGAACAUCUCAUGGACUCGCUGGAGUACUUUAUUUUCAGGAGAACAAACUAGAUAGCAGAUUAGUUUUCAUCAGGAGGAAGGAAACAACAGAAGUGUACAUUUAUGAACCUAAUUUAAAGAAGCAUCUUCUGAUAAACAAAUUUUCAUGUUCUCCUGUAUGUUCAGCAGA